UAGUUAGCAAGAAUGAUGGCAGGAACGGAUGCUCAGCUACCCAUUAUAAACCUUCAUGUAAGCAGAUUGUUGAGUACCGUACACGUCUGGAAAUCUGCCAUUAUGUCUGAGCAAGAGAGAUCAUUUGUUGGCAAAGUAGCAUUGAUAACAGGUGGAAGUUCAGGUAUUGGUAAAGGAACAGUUCUUUUGUUGUCCAAACUUGGAUGCAGUGUAGCUUUUGGAGGAAGAAACAAAGAUGAACUUGACAAAGUGGUGGCCAAAUGCAAAGAAAUUAGAGCUGAUGCUCAGGUUCUGUCAGUGCAAGGCAAUCUAGAGAAAGAUGAAGAUGUGAAAGCUCUUUUUGAAGCAACCAUCAAAGAAUUUGGAAAAUUGGAUAUUCUGGUCAACAAUGCUGGGAUAGUUAUACCCGGGACCAUAGAAACGACUUCACUGGAAGACUUUGACAAGGUUAUGAGAAUCAAUAUGAGGGCUGUUUUCUACUUGACAUCACUGGCAGUGCCUUACCUCAUUCAAACACAAGGUUGCAUUGUGAAUGUUUCCAGUGUGAAUGGCAUGAGAUCGUUUCCUGGAGUGCUUGCCUACAACAUGUCUAAAAGUGCUGUUGAUCAAUUUACAAGAUGUGUUGCACUUGAACUUGCAUCAAAAAACGUUCGAUGCAACUCAGUCAACCCUGGAGUAAUAAUCACUGAAAUUCAUAAACGGGGAGGUAUGGAUGACGAGGCUUACGCAAAGUUUCUAGAACGUUGCAAACAAACUCACGCUUUGGGAAGACCAGGAAAUGUGGAUGAAGUAUCGAGUGUGAUUGCUUUCCUUGCAUCCAGUGAAUCGUCUUUCAUGACAGGUGCUUCGUUGCCUGUUGAUGGAGGAAGACAUGCCAUGUGUCCGAGAGGAUUCAACAACUGGAAAAAAUCCAAAAUGGCGGCGGGAGGGAUGUCUUUCGCAGGCAAAGUUGCAUUAAUAACAGGUGGCAGUUCAGGUAUUGGUAGAGCAACAACUUUGCUGUUAUCCAAGCUUGGAUGCAGUGUGGCAUUUGGGGGGAGAAAUAAAGCCAACCUUGAAAAAGUAGCAGCUCAUUGCCAAGAAGCAAGAAAUGAUGCUCAGGUUCUUCCAGUGCAAGGUGAUUUGGAAACUGAUGAAGAUGUAAAGACGCUUCUAGGAACCACAAUCAAACAUUAUGGAAAGCUGGAUAUUUUGGUUAACAAUGCUGGAAUAUCUGGUUUGGGAACUAUUGAGAACACUUCCUUGGAUUUAUUUGAUCAGAUCAUGAGAAUCAAUGUGAGGUCAGUGUUCUAUUUAACUUCUCUAGCAGUUCCAUUUCUAACACCAACACAAGGGUGCAUUGUUAAUGUGUCAAGUGUCAAUGGACUGAGGUCGUUUCCAGGAGUUCUGGCCUACAAUAUGUCAAAAAGUGCUUUGGAUCAACUAACAAGGUGUGUGGCUCUUGAACUUGCACCAAAGAAGAUCCGCUGUAACUCAGUCAACCCUGGUGUUACGAUUACUGAAUUGCAGAAACGAGGAGGGCUUAACGAAGAAGCUUACCAAAAGUUUUUAGAACGUUCAAAGGAAACUCAUGCCUUGGGGCGUCCUGGAAAUGCAGAAGAAGUAGCCAAUGUGAUCGCUUUUCUGGCUUCAAGUGACGCGUCUUUCAUAACCGGUGCUACACUGCCUGUGGAUGGAGGAAGACAUGCGAUGUGCCCGCGAUAACACAUCCUGCGGCUACUCGUUCAAGACAUGCGGGUUUGUGGUGGUAGUGGAUGCGAAUUGAAUGCGAAAAUGAAUGAUGAAGGAUACUAAUAUCCGUAAUUAUAUAAUUAUAUGCUUCGUCAUGAUCAUCAAAAAAGACCACUGUUCCAAGUAUUUUUCACUUAAUGGUGGUCAUGGUGCGACUUCGAUUACUUGACUUAGAUGACAGCAUCUUGUUUAAAUAGAACAACAAGACGUUUCCACACGUUUGGUUUAAGAUAAUUGGUU
This is a messenger RNA of Pocillopora verrucosa, 1971 nucleotides long. RefSeq names its product 3-oxoacyl-[acyl-carrier-protein] reductase FabG. The record is from RefSeq and is a predicted model, not a curated record. Gene Ontology annotation, molecular function: oxidoreductase activity. NCBI's taxonomy places the organism in Eukaryota, Metazoa, Cnidaria, Anthozoa, Scleractinia, Pocilloporidae.